Molecule: messenger RNA, 519 nt
Organism: Cooperia oncophora
Lineage: Eukaryota; Metazoa; Nematoda; Chromadorea; Rhabditida; Trichostrongylidae
Source: the annotation of a GenBank genome assembly
AUGUUUCCUGUUAUGAGUGUCUUAGCGAUUAGUCGUAUCCUCAUUAUUCAAAAUUUCGUGCGACCUAAGGAGACUCCAGCAGUAUUGAAGGUGUUGAUGGUGGUCGGCUGGCUCUACUCCAUCGGUGUCUGGCUAUGGGGGUGUAUCACUCAAAAUUUCGCACUCGAUGGUGUCGGAUGGAGCUACGACUUGACCAAGCUUGGAGCUCCAACAUUGUCAGCGCUUGAAUGGUACCUAUGUUUUCCGUCACUUGGACUGACUUAUAUAGGCUACCUCGUCAUUGUGAUUCACGUAGAAGCGACAAAACGCCACACGACGACGACUAGCAGCCGAAAACAAGAAAUGAAAAUUUUUCUACAGGCAACGUUUCUAUGUUGUUAUAUAAGCACCCUCAUUAUUCUCUGGCACAACGCAGCCGAUUGGUUUAAUAUGACGACCGCCACGAUCGCUAUUCUGAAUUGUGCUUGGAUAUGUUUCACAUACCUGAACCCAUUUUUACUCAUUACUUUGAAUCCGUAA